Molecule: messenger RNA, 1208 nt
Organism: Perognathus longimembris pacificus (Pacific pocket mouse)
Lineage: Eukaryota; Metazoa; Chordata; Mammalia; Rodentia; Heteromyidae
Gene: Limd2
Product: LIM domain containing 2
Exons: 5
Coding region: 141-527 (128 amino acids)
Biological process (GO): actin filament bundle assembly
Cellular component (GO): actin cytoskeleton; plasma membrane
Molecular function (GO): actin filament binding
Source: RefSeq, a predicted model, not a curated record
GCGGCAGCUCGCGCGCGCGCCCGGCUCGCACCCGACGCUUCCCCCCUCCCCGAGACCGACCCCCGCCCCGCGGCCCAGGCCGGGGCCCGAAGCCAGCGGGUGCCGCGUCUCCGUCGGGGCCACCGUCACCUUGGACCAGCAUGUUCCAGGCUGCGGGAGCCGCCCAGACCACCCCGUCUCAUGAAGCCAAAGGCAGCGGUGGCAGCAGCACCGUACAGCGCUCCAAGUCCUUCAGCCUGCGGGCCCAGGUGAAGGAGACCUGCGCAGCUUGCCAGAAGACAGUGUACCCCAUGGAGCGGCUGGUGGCCGACAAGCUUGUUUUCCACAACUCUUGCUUCUGCUGCAAGCACUGCCACACCAAGCUCAGCCUGGGCAGCUACGCGGCGCUACAUGGCGAGUUUUACUGCAAACCCCACUUUCAGCAGCUGUUUAAGAGCAAAGGCAACUACGAUGAGGGGUUUGGCCGCAAACAGCACAAGGAGCUCUGGGCCCACAAGGAGGUGGAGCUGGGCACCAAGUCAGCCUGAGCCCCCCUCUGCCCCUCCACUCCCGCGGUGGUAGAGGGCCUGGAGCUGGCCAGCGGGAAGGGUGGGAAAGGGGUUGAUCUGGGCUGGGGGGGACGGGCAGGGUGGGGGACGAGGCAAGGCUUGCUUAGGCUGAGAGUUCCAGGCACAGGGCUCUCGGCUCCAGAAUUCCUUCCUUCUUCCUCAGUGGGUGGGGAUUUGGGGGGGACCAGGAUCGGGUUUGCUGGCCACCCUGCCUCCUGCUAUCCUCCACCCUCCCCACCCUACCUGUGGUCCCCUGGGAGGCCAAGCCCAGCUUCCCUAUCUAGGUGCCUUUUCUCCAGCAAGGAGUCCGCAUGCUACCCCCCUCAGGGUCCCGAGCUCCCUCACUGCCACCUGGGCCUAGUGCGGGCCCCAUGUCUACCCGUCUACCUCUGCCCUUAGCCUGGUCCUGAGCCACAGAGACUGGGAGGAGAGCGAGAGUGCCACCUGCUGGGCAUCACGGAGGCCACCGAGGUGGUGGGGGAGGGGAGGGGGAAGUGACAAAGCAGGGCCCGCUGCCUUGGGACUCCCAUGCACCACGAAGCUCAAGCCACCAGGCUAGAGCCUCAGUGACCAGCAGGGGAAUUGUUCCCCACAUCUUCUCCAUUGUUUUGGCCAUUCUGACUGUUGUGAUCAACCCUGUUUUAAACAUGUUUAAACAGA